Molecule: messenger RNA, 1497 nt
Organism: Carya illinoinensis
Lineage: Eukaryota; Viridiplantae; Streptophyta; Magnoliopsida; Fagales; Juglandaceae
Exons: 1
Coding region: 1-1497 (498 amino acids)
Source: RefSeq, a predicted model, not a curated record
AUGGAUGAGUUGGAAAAUCGUUGGAAUAAAUUACGGUUGUCCGAGGAGGAAGAGGUGGUUCUGGAUCUCCCCUUCGGGGAGGCUGAGGAUGUGCAAAGAAAGGGUGAACGGAGUCUAAUUGGAAGGAUUUGUCUGGAUCGUGUAGUAGGGAAGGAGAUAGUCAGUCAUUCCAUGGGGAAAAUCUGGAGGAUCAGCCAGCGUGCAGAAUUUCAGGAAGUAGCAAAAAACACAUUCGUGUUGACCUUUGCUACUCAUGCAGACAAAGAUAGAAUCCUGGAGGGAAGACCAUGGCUGUUUGACAAUGGCCUAUUUGCACUUCGACAGUAUGAUAGUACUGUACAACCCUCACAGAUCACAUUCGAGUCUGAAGUUUUUUGGGUUCAGUUUCACAACCUGGCGUUGGGACAAAUGACAAGGGAUUAUGGAUUGCUAAUUGGGCAAUCAGUGGGAAGAGUGAUUGAAGUUGAUACUGCAGAAGAUGGCGUAGGGUGGGGAAAAUUCCUGAGGGUGAAGUUAGAGGUUUCCUUACACAAACCGAUUGCUCGGGGGCGGUUUGUUAACUCAUAUGGCCGGAAGUUAUGGGUGCAAUUUCAGUAUGAAAAACUUCCUCGUAUUUGUUUUAAAUGCGGUUGUUUAAGUCAUGUAGAUGUGGCCUGUCAGCAAGAAGGUUCAGGGGUGGAGAUUGAAGGGGAGACAGCCAUGCAGUUUGGUGCAUGGCUUCGUGCUGAACAUGGUUUCAAACGAAGAUCACUUGUUGCUUCCAGCUAUGACAGUGCAGGGGGAAAGCAGGCACAUACGGCGGCAGCUCAUCGGGAGGAAGGUUCAAUGGGCAGUACAGAUGCUGGUGAACGGCUGCCAGUACCGGAGGAAAACUUGGCACAAAAUAUGGAGGAAGGUGGCAGUUAUGAUAAUAGCGAGAUUAGAGGCUCGAACUCAAAUUUUCAUGAUAAGAUAGAUACUGUUAAAAACUCAAUUGUGAGAGUUCAAACUAGUGAAGAGCAGCAAGAAUCAAGGAAGUUAGUUGCGACCUCUACGGAGCUACAAGAUCCAACUGAGCCAGCUGGAGAGGAUUUUCAAAUUAAUCCUGUAACAGAAAAGGGAGGUAUAGGAGGGGUGGUGGGCUGGGAUGGGCCUGUGGGCCAUAGUGGGAUGUUGGUUGGGCCUGGUUACGAGAAUGAGGCCUCCAUGCAUAGUCUUGAGCAGAAUGUCACGUUGCUGGCCACAUGUACUCACUCUGCCUUAAGGCAACCUGCAGUGCCUACUACAGAAGCUGCUGAGCUUUCUAUCUCGGCUAAAGGAACACACAAGUGGAAGAGACGAGCUCGUUCUAAAGGACAAUCUGCUUCUUGUCUAGAUAACUUGUCUGGUCAGAAGAGGUUGGUUGAUGAGAAUGAUGAGGUUUUAGCUAAGUUGGUGGUUUCAAAGAAAGGCAAGGGUGAUGCUUACCUUCUUAAAGUAUUGGCGGAGGCUGGUUCCCAGCCCCGCCAAUUAUUAUGA